This is a messenger RNA of Pseudonaja textilis, 2596 nucleotides long. It is a transcript of the gene DNAJB6, whose product is annotated as DnaJ heat shock protein family (Hsp40) member B6. Gene Ontology annotation, molecular function: Hsp70 protein binding. The record is from RefSeq and is a predicted model, not a curated record. Lineage: Eukaryota; Metazoa; Chordata; Lepidosauria; Squamata; Elapidae.
CGCGUGACGCACUUCCUGUUUGCGGCCCUGCCAGAAGCUGUGGAACUGCUGUUGCUGCUACUGCUCAGCGGGAAGUCAGGCGAGCUCCGAGAGCUAGAAGAAAAAGAAGAGGUCGGGGUGCGGCUGUCUCUGCUCGCAAAAGGGGAAACGAGCGGGAUUCUUACCCGAACACAAUAAAACAUGGUGGAUUAUUAUGAAGUUCUAGGAGUGCAUAAACAUGCCUCCCAAGACGACAUUAAAAAAGCAUACCGUAAACUUGCGUUAAAAUGGCACCCAGACAAAAAUCCGGAUAAUAAGGAAGAAGCUGAGAGACAAUUCAAGCAAGUUGCUGAAGCUUAUGAAGUGCUGUCAGAUACUAAAAAGCGUGAUAUCUAUGACAAAUAUGGAAAAGAAGGGUUAAAUUCCAGUGGAGGAGGAAGCCAUUUUGACAGUCCAUUUGAAUAUGGCUUUACAUUCCGGGAUCCUGAUGAUGUCUUUAGGGAAUUCUUUGGUGGACGAGACCCAUUUUCUUUUGAUUUCUUUGAAGAUCCUUUUGAGGAUUUUUUUGGUAAUAGAAGAGGACCACGUGGAAACAGAAGCAGAGGCGGUGGUUCAUUGUUCUCUGCCUUCGGAGGAUUUCCUGCCUUUGGGGGUGGUUUUUCUUCCUUUGAUACAGCAGGUUUCACUUCAUUUGGUUCUCUUGGCCAUGGAGGCCUUACUUCAUUCUCCUCCACAUCAUUUGGUGGUAGUGGAAUGGGUAAUUUCAAAUCUGUAUCGACUUCCACUAAAUUAGUUAACGGCAGAAAAGUCACUACAAAGAGAAUUGUUGAGAAUGGACAAGAGAGAGUAGAGGUUGAAGAAGAUGGCCUGUUAAAGUCUUUAACAAUAAAUGGUGUCCCCAAUGAAGAAGUUUUUGCAGCAGAAUGUACCCGCAGAGGACAAAACGCCUUGCCUUUCCAGCCCGCUAAUGUCCGUUCUCCAAAGUCCCUGAAGCCCACCACCUACCCCAAGCAUGUCUUUCACUGUAAUAGUGAUGAGGAUGACGACUUGGUGAUGACCAACUGGGAGAGCCCCUUAUAUUCAUCAGGACACAAAGAAGGCAGCAAGCGGAAGAAGCAGAAGCUGAGGGAGGAACAGAAGAAGAAGAAAGCGGCCAAGGCACCAUAUUAGAAUGGAUUCUGAUGUCCCCAGAUGCUAUUCUUUUGUUGUUCUUCCAUUUGAUCCCACCCAGGUUCUUGGUGCAUAUAUUUCUUACAGCUAUUCUCACUUAGCAAACGAGAUAACAGUUAAAAUACAGUAAAGUUGCACUAUUAAGCUUGAGCACCACAUACUUGUUGAAGUUGUGAUAUAAGACACCCUAGUUAGAAACUCCAUCCCUGUUAGAGUAAACCGGUAUCAGGAUGUCAGAUACCAUAAAAUAGAGUAGAUUUUGAUUAAAAUUGUUGAAGACAUAGUAAUGCAAUGGGGCCUUUUCAUCUCUUCCUGUCCUUCGCAUGUUUAUUCAAAGUUUGGUAAGAUUAUUUUUCAAAAAUAGCCAUCAUGAAUUUAUUUUUUAUUUCUGAAGAAGCCCCAAUAGAACCUUAACAUAUUUAAAUUUAUGUCCAAAGGGAUUAAAUUAUGCAUUUAAUCAUACAGCUGAGAAAUGUUUAGAGUUUUUUAUUUUACAUUUAUUUACCCCCAGGGGAAAAGUGGUUGACUUUCCAUUCUGACCUGUGCUAUUAUUUAUGUAUGUUGCAUUACAAAGAGCAUCCUGUAACGAUUGAACUGAAAACAUUCACAGUGAACUGUUUCGGGAACUAGAUUUCUUGUGAGCAUGAUAUGACCCCCAAAUUUCUAUCAGGACAAAUUAUAGCUGGCCUUGAAAACAGUACGUAAUUGUCAUUGACUGGAAAUAAGCAGUCAUUGCAAAUUGCGUGUAUGCGCGCGUGGUAUAAAAUAAGAAUCAUAAUUACAUCUAGGCAGGCAAAAUUCAUUUUUUAGCACAUGAUACUAUAUGGCCAAACUGAUCUAUAAUAUCAUUCGCAUACUGGAUAUAUCCAGAUAUAGCUAAUUAGCUUGCAUGGGUGGGUGGGGCAUGCACAUACAUAAUUGGAAAUUUAAGGAUAUAAAUAUAGCAAGGUUACAUAAUCUCACCUGUAUACAUGUGUAAUAUGCAUGGUCCAUGACUUCUUUUUAACCUCAUAACAAAAUACUAAGCCAGAACCUCCUUCCAAGCAUGGUUACUAUGAGCUGCCUUCCUGCUAUUUAAUCUACAAAUUAAAAUAGUUGAAAGUUUUGGUCUCCUUUUUUUAAAUUUCCCUUUCACCAAUACAUUGUGUUGCCUAUUCUCUCUUAUUGGAAAACCCACAUUUUCUAGAGAAAUUUAAUUACAGAAAUUUAAUUACACCAAAUUAUUGUUGCUUAGGUCAGGAAGAAGGUGAUGUAAGUGGACUUAUGGUACUUAUGUGGAUUCAAUUGUAAUGCUUCUAUUAUGAAAAUGUAAUCUUAUGCAACUCAUUAGGAUAUGUUUAAAAGGAACAUGUCUGAAUCAAGAUGGAGAACCAUUUUUUUGUUAUGGAAAUACCACUGAAUUGUUGUGCUGUGUGACUAAUAUUUAAAGAAAUAAAGUAAAUUCCCU